Molecule: messenger RNA, 2211 nt
Organism: Cyprinus carpio (common carp)
Lineage: Eukaryota; Metazoa; Chordata; Actinopteri; Cypriniformes; Cyprinidae
Product: endoribonuclease LACTB2-like
Cellular component (GO): mitochondrial matrix
Molecular function (GO): RNA endonuclease activity; single-stranded RNA binding
Source: RefSeq, a predicted model, not a curated record
ACUUUUGAACAGGAAGUUUGAGUGUAAUCGGUCUGCUCCCUACUGUCUAUGGUCUGCUCUGUAGCAGGAGCAUUUCCAGGGGUCCUUUAAAGUUCGUGUUGUGUCUGACUGGUCCUGGUGAAAAUGUCCGCGAUAAUUCCUCGUAUCGAGCAGCUGUCGUCGAGAGUUGUUCGUGUUUUGGGCUGUAACCCGGGGCCCAUGACACUGCAGGGCACCAACACAUACCUGGUCGGGACAGGCAGGAGGCGAGUGUUAAUUGAUGCAGGCGAGCGCGCGGUACCGGAGUAUAUUGCCAACCUGCGCGAGACUCUGAAGCAGCAGGAGACGUCCAUACAGCACCUUAUAAUCACACACUGGCAUCACGACCACACUGGAGGAGUGCCGGAUAUACUCACAAACUUUCACAAAGAUUCAGAGCUGAGGGUCAGUAAACUCCCUCGGUGCCCACCACAGGAAGAAGUGAUUGGAGACCAGAAGAAGAAAUACUCCUAUCUCAGUGAUGGUGAUGUGAUAAAGGCUGAAGGGGCAACAUUACGGGUGCUGUUUACUCCCGGACACACAGAUGAUCACAUGGCAUUAUUCCUGGAGGAGGAGCAAGCUGUGUUUUCAGGGGACUGUAUUCUAGGAGAGGGAACGGCUGUGUUUGAGGACCUCCAUGAUUACAUGAAUUCACUGCAGAAGCUCCUCAGCGUGAAGGCUGGCCUCAUAUAUCCAGGUCAUGGUCCAGUGGUCCAAGAUGCUGGUUCUAAGAUCUGUGAGUAUAUAACUCACCGCAAUGCAAGAGAACAGCAGAUCCUAAACGUUCUGCAGGAGAACAACAGAACUGCGUUCACCUCCAGCGAACUGGUUAAAGUGGUGUACAAGGAGACCCCUGAACACCUGCACAGAGCUGCAGAGUUUAACUUGCUGCACCAUUUAAAGAAACUCCACAAGGAAGGAAAGAUCUGCCUGGCUGAAGGCACAAAUGAAAAGAAAUGGAGAAGCAAUUUGUGACCAUUUUUUUACCUGCUGUGAAAACCUGCUCUGAUAUGAGGCUAUUUACAUUUAUUUAGCAGACCCAUUUUUCCAAAUUGCCUUAACAAAGGACCACGUUCAAAAAACGAAAAUAAAUCAUGCAACACAGAACAAUUCAUAAACUGGAAAAAAUGUACCGACCCUUGUAAUCCAGUGAAAUUUUACUGUUGUCUUGGACGUAUACUGGCAUCUGAUGAAUGUAGCAUCACAUAAAGACAGUGAAGAUGAUAGUAUUGUGUAUCGCUGAUGCCUUCAACAAUAUCAAGACGAUUAUUAUUAUUAUCAUCAGGCUAGUGAUACUAUAUAAUUUAUAUAAGGGCUUAUAUGUUCCAUCAUAUUUCUUUUUCCACAUUUUUACAGUGUUGCGCAUUAUAACCAAUCGCACACGAUUCUGUUGAGUUUAUGAAUGCAGCUGUACAUGCGACUAAGUAUAAGAUAUUUAUUCAUCAUACAGUGUAGACAGCUUCACUGAUUAUAAUGUGAGUGUUUUUUAAAGUGCAAGAACUCGCGCUAGUCAGUGAUGUUUUUUGGUAAUGUAAAUUUUUUGCUCGUUUUCUAUGGCUGCUGUUUAAAUAACAGGAAAUGUUAGCAUUACAAUUAGUAACUUACAAUAUUUUGUUAAACUGUGAUCAUGUUAAAUACAAAUUCAGUCAUAUUAAAAAUAUGUUAUGAUAGAUUACACUUACAUUAGACUGCUUUUAGUCUUAUGCUGGAGUUGGUUCAUUCUCCAGCUAUGAAACGAAGUAAAUAAUUAAAUUAAAACGAUAAUAUCAUGUAUCGGCAAUCUCACAGGCUGACGAUAUGACUACAGAGCAUAUUGCCCAACACUAGUAUGCGCAUCAGUCAACAAAAAUGUAUUUAUUCAAAGAGAGACUGUACAAUAACAUGUAAGUGUAAAAUAAAGCAGCUUUUAUGAGGCUAAUGAUAUAACUGGAAUAUCAAAUUGGUGUAAAUGAUUCUAAACAUAUUUUUCCAAAAUACAAUUUGCUUACCUUUCUAUAGCUCUAAUUAUUUAAUCAGAGAAAAAUAACAAGUGCACCUUUAAUGUGUUACAUUUUAUUUUAAAUGCUGUAUACCCCUUUCAUUUUAGAUGUUUAAUGGCUGAAGCAUUCCAUUAAUUAAUUGUAUUCUGCUAAAUCACUGUAAAAUGUGCAAAUAUCUUUAAAAAAUGUUUAAAUAAAUGAUCAUUGAUUGACA